AUGCAUCAUAUUGCAUACAUCAUCUUGUCUUUACUACCAUGUUUUUCAUUUUGCUUCUUGGCUCUUCCCGUUGAAAAAUACAAUGCUCGGCAACAAGCUUUAUUGACCUUUAUCUUGGUGUGCGAUUUGGGGAUCCCAUUCUACUUUGCUGGCACCUAUACCCCAGCGAUUGGAAUGUGUACGGCAGUGAUCUCAUGGGUCAGUGGUCUCAAGAUGGCAGUAUGGCUCUUCUGCAUGCCACAAGAAGAACGACGCAAACGUCCCUUUUACGGCACUCUCUUUUAUUGGCGUGAUCGUCCAAAGUCAACAUCGUCGGCAUCGGUUGAAGUCGCCCAUGACAAAGUGAAUGGCAAUGCAGGUCCUCCUUCGAAACCAGCCACGUCGUCGUUGCCAAGCAAGCAGGAGAAUCAAACCCGCGUCGUAUCGUUGAGGAGGUUUCUAUGGAGCUUUGUAAAGCACGAGGUCACUUUUAGCCUUUUACAUGUGGCAAUAUGCAGUCUGGAUCGUCAUCAGGCUAUCGCUGUGUUCCAGCAUGUAGUGGAUUUCUUUCAACUACGAACAACAACUUGGCAUAAGGAACUCACUCCAAGUGCAAUCAUGUCAAGCUUUUGGUUGUGCAGCAUGUUCUCCAUCUACUUGCAAGGCCAAAUGCAGCUGACUUACGACUUGUUCCUCAUCACCUUUGGUAUCACGUAUCAUAUCCUUCCAUGGUUACGGAUGAAAUGGGUUCAACAAGGCGUUGUCAAGGACUACAUUGAGCAAGCUGCCGACAUGCCACCUGCUUUUGAUUCUCCUUGGGCAUCCACCAGUCUGCGGGAUUAUUGGAGUAAUCGAUGGCACAAGUUUUACAAUGCAUGUUUCUAUCGCUUAGCGUAUCGUCCGGUACGACGUCUUUGUGGAGGGAUUCCUUUACUCAGAAAAAGUUUACCCACUUGGGCUGUCUUUGUACUAUCGGGUCUUAUGCACGAAUAUUAUUUGUACUGCGCAGCAGGGCCAGCAUUAUACUUCUCGGGUGCAGGUGGAUGGCAGCUGAUAUUUUUCUCGAUUCAACCCAUUGGUAUCCUCAUUGGUGAUGCAUUCUUUUCGUCCGGCUGGCCGGGACGAUUGUGGGCUAUUACAUGGAUGGUGCUCAUGUCGCAUUUGUUUGUGAUACCAUUUUUAUUGUGCAACUACUUUGACACUUUGGUUGUACGCGCUUCCCCUUUAGAUUCAUUGCUCUUUUCUACAUUCCUCGACACCGCUAACAGUGAUAUCCUUAAUGACUUGUCCUCAUAG
This is a messenger RNA of Lichtheimia ornata, 1275 nucleotides long. RefSeq lists its product as uncharacterized. The record is from RefSeq and is a predicted model, not a curated record. NCBI's taxonomy places the organism in Eukaryota, Fungi, Mucoromycota, Mucoromycetes, Mucorales, Lichtheimiaceae. Bases 1 to 1275 code for a protein of 424 amino acids. Gene Ontology annotation, biological process: lipid metabolic process. The transcript is spliced from 2 exons.